Penicillium bovifimosum is the source of this 1836-nucleotide messenger RNA. RefSeq names its product putative UV radiation resistance protein (UVRAG). The record is from RefSeq and is a predicted model, not a curated record. The transcript has 2 exons. Bases 1 to 1836 code for a protein of 611 amino acids. NCBI's taxonomy places the organism in Eukaryota, Fungi, Ascomycota, Eurotiomycetes, Eurotiales, Aspergillaceae. Gene Ontology annotation, cellular component: lytic vacuole; endosome. Gene Ontology annotation, biological process: SNARE complex assembly. Gene Ontology annotation, molecular function: SNARE binding.
AUGAUCACCGCGCUGCCCCGCGGCGCUGGCGUUAUGGAUAAGGACACGGAGCAAGAUACAUGUACUCGUCGAGAGCGGCCGUGGCUCUACGCUUGGAAUCGCAGGCUUCGACAUCUUCAGGGGAUCUCUGUUCGCAACUUGGUUGUGACGCCGCCUCCGACCCGGGCUCGUGGCAAGACCAUUGAUGACGACGAUAUUCCGAAUACAUUGAGAACGAGCUCGAAGAUCUUAUCGCAGACCGAGAACCGUCCGUUGCACUCAUCCCGAUCCUUCACCGACCUUAAGUCGCAUACGAGUCAGCAUGAGAAUGCAAAGGAGCCCGCUGUGCGCUCGGCGCGUCGCAGAAGUACCCUGUUCUGGAACGACCCCAAUCCACGGACUCGACAGGUCAAACUAGAGGAUAUCACCAACAGCCGGAUGGUGGAUUCGUUCUUCUCACUUCACGGCGAGGGUCUCGGCGAACCGAUCUACGUCAGUGAAACGGUCGACCGUGCAAACAAUCCUAGUUUCCGAUCUUUCGACUUGAAUCUAUGUGGCCCGUAUAUCUCUCGAAUGGACGAAUUGACUCUCAAAAUCUGGACCAAGACUGGGGAUAUGUCGGAGUUCAUUUUACUAGUCGAAUUGCAGGUGCACCUGCGAUCUCUACAGUUCCUGGGAAAGACAUUAGAGAGCUUCCACCAACCACUUCCUGCGAACUCGAUUCUCUUUCACUUCCCAGACGGUGUAUAUUCCAACCUCACGGACCUUCCGCCGGUCGGAACACCACUCCACACUGCAGGGCAGAAGGCCACUGCUGAUGGUACUAUGCUUUCCUCCUCAUCUUAUGACGCUUUGAUGAAACUGGCCAAUCUGGACGAAUGUGUACAGGAUGCGUUGGCGACCAGGGAGAAACUAGAAGCCCAGAUUAGCUCAAUCCUCCAGCAAAAUGAGCGCUCACUGAAAGUCGUAAGUGAAGCAGCUGCAGCCCAGGAAAAGCUUGCUCUUACCAGGCAGUACGUUGCCAUGGAGCGCAAACGAGUCCGCACUGCAGUCAAGCGCAAAAACGAACUCAUUGCCAGCAUCAGAGCCCGGAAAGAAGCCAUGGAGAAAGGCAGUAGUUCCCAGGAAAAGAUCCGCAGCCAUCUUCCUGAGGCCCAGGAGAGGUUGAUCUCCAGCGAGCAAUUGCUUGCCCAAAAUGAGGAGGACACCAAGGGCCAGCUCCGACGUAUUGCCGAAGACCUUCUCACCAUCUACCCUAUUGAACCCAUCCCCGACAAGCCUCUGGCAUUCACCAUCGCUGGGCUAGCUCUCCCAAACUCGACUUUCGAAGAUAUCGACCGUGAGGUGGUCGCCGCGGCAUUGGGCCACACAGCUCACUUGGUGUACCUCCUCUCCUUCUAUCUCUCGGUGCCUCUCCCAUACCCCAUCAACGCGAACGGAUCGACCUCGUUCAUCCAAGACCCCAUCUCCGCAAACCUUCCACAGCGCACAUAUCCUCUCUAUCCGGUGAGCGUGCAGUACCGAUUUGAGUAUGGGGUCUUUCUUCUCAACAAGGAUAUUGAAUACAUCCUUAUCAAAUACGGACUGCGUGUCUUGGAUAUCCGACACACUCUUCCCAACCUUAAAUAUCUCCUUUACGUUCUGACUUCUGGUGAUUCGGCGAUCCCAGCCCGCAAAGCUGGUGGAGUGCAAGCUUUUCUUGCUGGGCGAUCGACUUCUAACGAGUCUCUACGCGGGAGCGUGGACAGUGGUGCAUCUGGUGAGUUAGUACAGCCGCGCAAAGCUUGGGAAUCUGUUUCCAAGAUGAAUGGCAGCUUGGUUUCAAGGACGAAACAGUCUCUAUCGACUGCAAUGUGA